Messenger RNA from Galleria mellonella (greater wax moth), 3300 nucleotides. RefSeq names its product origin recognition complex subunit 1 (gene Orc1). Gene Ontology annotation, biological process: mitotic DNA replication checkpoint signaling; DNA replication initiation. The transcript is spliced from 9 exons. Gene Ontology annotation, molecular function: chromatin binding; ATP binding; DNA replication origin binding. Gene Ontology annotation, cellular component: nuclear origin of replication recognition complex. The record is from RefSeq and is a predicted model, not a curated record. The coding region runs from base 316 to 2673 and encodes 785 amino acids. Lineage: Eukaryota; Metazoa; Arthropoda; Insecta; Lepidoptera; Pyralidae.
CUAGUCAAGUCCAUAGUCUCUCUAAUUUUUUUUUCUUUUCUUAUGGCACGGCACAAAAUGCAUCCGCAAAGUUUGGGAAAUAGCAUUUUAGGGAAGGAGUUUUGGACCUCUAAGUAAUGUUCUUAGUCUAUAGUCUCUAAUCUGUGGUCAAGUCUUUAGUUAUAUACUCUUUGCUUAUAAAUUUAGUGUCUGUAAUCUGUGCUAAUAAUAGUAUUUUUUGUGGUCAAUCAAAUUAAACCAAAACAAUCUUUAAUUAAUAUUGAUUAUUUUUUAUUCUAUCUGAAUUUUAAAUUCAUUAUACAAAUAAACAUAAAAAUGCCAAGAAAAGUUGCACCGAAAGCUAAAACUGUAAAGUGGUUAAGUGAAGAAAUACCGGAUCCACAAAGUUUAUCAAACUCUUUUUAUUACUAUGAAAAGUUUCAGUUUCAAAAUAUAACCGCUGAAAUUGGAAACUUUGUUUUGGUAUCUAAUGCCGAUGCUGCGGAACCAGACACGGAAGAUGGUUGUGAUGUUGCUCAAAUAUUAUCAUUGUAUGAAGAUAGAUCGAAUAAUAAUGAUCCUUUUAGAGCAAAAGUCAAAUGGUACUCAAAACCAAGCGAUCUACCUUCGUCAUGUUUCAAUGAUAUAGAACCUAUAUGCUUUCGUGAUAAAGAGGUAAUAGAAGAUCAUCGUCCAUUUGAUACUGAUGUGUCUAUUGAAACAUUCUUUAAAAAAUGUACAAUAUUAUUUAAAUUUACAAAGGAUUUAGAUGAUAAUUUAAGUCUGCCUCCAUAUACUUACAUUUGCCGUUAUAGAAUUAUGGCUAUAAGUAAAAGAAAAGUGUAUAUUGAACCAGUGAUGGAGGAUGAGAGAAAAGCACUACAGCUUCUCUAUACACCCAAGAAAACAGACACUCCAAAAGGUAGAACCUCUCGAACCCCAAUCAGCUUGAUCAAGAAAAUGAGCAGAGUGUCUCUUUCUGAACAGAAAAACUGGAGUGUCUCAGCAGCAGAUGGUACUAAGAUACUUCUUAAGAGAGCCAUUUUAACUGAUAAAUCUGAACAAAUAUCACCUUUAAAAAAGGCAACACCAAAGACAACUGUUACAGAAACUCCAAAGAGCUCAAAAAGAUUAAAUAAUAAUAACAUAGAGGAGGUGUUGUCUAUGGAAUUACAAGAAAACUCAGAUGAUGAAUUGCCAACAUUGAUCAUAAGACAAAAUGUACCAAGCACUCCUAAGAGAAAACAGUUAAUAUCUAAAACUAUUGAUGUCACUCCAAAAAAAAUAUUGGUAUUUAAAGAUGAGGAAAAAGAGACUUAUUCUACUCGAUCAGGCAGAGUAAUAAAAAAUCCUAUAAAUUAUAUGGAACAUGAUGUUUCUCCUAUUAAACGUACACCAAGGAAGUCAGUUAGUACAAUAAACGAGGAUGACAAUGACUUUAAACCUAUGCAGAGAAUUCUAAAAACACCAAGAACACCAAAAGCGCCAAAAACACCAAGAACUUCAAAAGCUACACCUAUGCAAACUCCAAAAAGGAGUGUCAGAAAAACAAUGAAUCUUACACCUUCUCUACAUUCUAGAACACAUUCAGUGGAUAACAUUAAUGAAUUUGUCAAAGACAACACUUAUCUCCCUGGAAGAGAAAGCCAAAUGGAUGAAAUACUAUCAUUUGUGCGAAAUAAACUUUUGGACGGUACUAGUGGGAGUAUGUACAUAUCAGGAGUACCAGGAACUGGAAAAACUGCAACAGUCUGUUCAGCUUUAAAGAUCCUCAAGGAUGAAGUCGACCUUCCAGACUUCCAGCUUGUAGAAGUCAAUGGAAUGAGGAUAACUGAACCAAGGCAAGCUUAUGUGCAGAUCUAUAAACAACUAACUGGUAAAUCUGUUUUAUGGGAGCAGGCUUGUUCACUACUAGAAAAAAGAUUCACAAACCCUGGCCCCAGGAGAACACCUACAGUACUACUUGUUGAUGAGUUAGACGCCCUCUGCACCCGGCGACAAGACGUCCUAUACAGCAUUAUGGAAUGGGCGGCCCACAACUCGGCCUUGCUGACUGUUCUCGCAGUCGCCAACACCAUGGACCUGCCAGAGCGAGCACUCGCUGCCCGCGUAGCCUCGCGCCUUGGCCUCACCCGCCUCACGUUCCCUCCAUACACACACACUCAGCUGCAGAGAAUAGUGGCCACCAGGCUGGCUGGUGCCAAUGUCACUCCUGAUGCUAUCCAGUUGAUCGCAAGAAAAGUAGCGGCGGUGUCAGGGGAUGCUCGUCGUGCUCUCGCAUUAUGCUCGCGGGCUAUAGAGUUGGCGGGGCCCGAGGGCGCCGGCCUGAAGGAAGUGCAGCAGGCAUUAGGCGAAGCUGCAUCCAGCGCCACGGUUAGGGCUAUUCGAAACUGUUCACCAGCUGAGAGACUUAUGUUGAGAGCUGUGGCAGCUGAGGUUGAAAGAACUGGCUCCGACGAGACCACACUCUCCCGGGCUCUGAACACCGCCGCAGCCAUCGUAGCACUAGAUGGACGACCGUACAAAUCAGCUGCGAAUAUUCGCGCACCAACCCCUUCUCAGGCGCAAGCAAUAUGUUCCCGGCUGGCUGCUAUCCGCUUGUUAUUAUUAGAACCGAAACCAUCUGAACCUAGAUUACUUUUAAAUGUUAGCGCUGAUGACGUUCAUUACGCUACUCGCCAGAUCACUGUUUGAAAGUUAUAUUAUUAUAAACUAUUAUUUUGAAAGAUGUGCCUUGGAUAAAACAAGUUUUUGAAAUAUUUCUCCAAGCCAUAAAACUAAGCCAAACAUGAAUUUAAAUUUAAUCCUGUUGUUUAGCCAAUUAUACACCAGUGCGACCUUUGGAACAAAUUUCUGUCGUCCAAAGAUACAGGUCCUGGUAGCCCAGAAGGAUGUCUAAGGAGAAAAUGGUUUGCAGUAAAUGCGGGUUCAUCGUCUCUACCUCGGCCAGGGGAGUGAUUAGAAAUUAUUCUUUGAAUGAUUUGUCUUUAACCAUUGCUGACAACGCUUUUUUGGCCGACCGGACCUCGUACGUGGUGGUGGUAGUUAAAGGAAAAUAAAAUACCAAAUGAGAAUAUACAAUAUAUUGUUCAGAUUUGACUGAAAUAAUGUAGAUAAUAAUAAUAGACUGAAAAUACCUUGACAUCUUUUUUUAAUAAUAGAAAUAUAUCCAAUAAUUGAAUUGAGAUUGGCAUUGUCCUAUUUGUAUGAACUGCCUGAGAGGAUCUUAUACAAUAAGACGACAUUUUAUAUUGUAUUUUAUUUAUUAACAGUAUUUAAUAAUGACUGAUUAUGUAAUAAAAUAAAUUAUAAUGUUUAUUA